Molecule: messenger RNA, 1041 nt
Organism: Trichoderma aggressivum f. europaeum
Lineage: Eukaryota; Fungi; Ascomycota; Sordariomycetes; Hypocreales; Hypocreaceae
Exons: 1
Coding region: 1-1041 (346 amino acids)
Molecular function (GO): oxidoreductase activity
Source: RefSeq, a predicted model, not a curated record
AUGGGCGACGUGCGACAAACAAUCAAACAGUCACUCCCGGUAGAUGUUAAUAAGCCGUACGACCCAUCGACUCUCAAUCACAAAACAAUUCUUAUCACAGGAGGCGCUAAUGGCUUGGGCGCGCACAUGGUCCGGCAUUGGGCCGCUCAUGGUGCCAAUGUUGUGAUUGGCGAUGUUGCGGACAGAGCUGGCGAGGAGCUCGUGGCUUCUCUUCGAAUGGCAUAUCCUAAAGGGGUUUUUGAGUUCCGACACUGCGAUGUCACAGAUUGGGAAUCUCAGGUCAGCCUGUUCGAUGCCGCGGCCAAAGCCAGCCCACACGGUUCUAUAGAUAUUGUGGUGCCCAAUGCAGGAAUUAUUCUCCCCGGGGAGGCAACCAAAUUCGAAAAUCCCGACUUGGUGAAUGGCAAAUUGCCCGAGCCCAACACAGCUACUCUUGAUGUAAAUGUCAAAGGAGUCAUUUUCACCGCUCACCUUGCGCUAUAUUACCUUCCACAAAACAAAAGUCCCGAUCGAUGUUUUCUGUUCGUCGGCUCUGUGGCAUCACUCAUCCCUCUUCCUGGUCAGAGUCAUUAUUGCAUGAGUAAACAUGCCGUGCUCGGCCUCUUUCGCUCAAUGCGCGGAACCGCAUUUUUGAAGGGAAUCCGCAUAAACAUGAUCGCACCCUACUAUAUUGCACAGACUAAGAUGCUACAGCCAACCGCCGAGGCACUUUUGCUCUCUGGCUCUGCAGGGCCGGGACAAGUUCCCGAUGUGGUCGACGCAGCCACGCGUUUGAUUGCCGAUGAAUCCAUAGUUGGUCGUGCUCUCGUUGUUGGCCCACGGUUAAAGCCCCACGAUUCCGAGGGAGUCGAUAAUGGUAGUGGCUUGCUAGGUAUAGAGGAUCCAAACCAGGCUCAAGGAAUUUGGGAAUGCUACGCCCAUGAUUACGACCAGGUGGAAACAUUUGUGAAGAGGUACUUGUGGCUUCUGAAUGCCGCCGCUCGGGCACGAGGGAUGCUUGCUUGGAUUCGUGAUAUUAUCUCCAUCUGGAAGCGAGGCUAA